This is a messenger RNA of Amphimedon queenslandica, 681 nucleotides long. RefSeq lists its product as uncharacterized. The coding region runs from base 93 to 608 and encodes 171 amino acids. The record is from RefSeq and is a predicted model, not a curated record. The transcript has 3 exons. Lineage: Eukaryota; Metazoa; Porifera; Demospongiae; Haplosclerida; Niphatidae.
UCUUGUUUUUUACUCUUACUUUUGUUCUGAGUUGAACUUCAUAUUCCAAGCUACCAGUUUUUACAACAAAUUGUAGCAAUUGUUCCCCCAUUAUGCUACUCAAAACUUUUGUAGUACUAUUAGGAUUUGAACUUAUUCUACUUUACUCUGGAUUGGGAAAUGGUGCUAUCACUAACUUUCAGUGUACUGAUGGGCCAGUAUGUGCAGGGGAUAGAAUAGAAUGCAACUGCACAACAGAUACUGGUGCUCUAGGCUGGUUCAUAAGUUAUCGUCACAUAGACCAUGUAAUGUGGAACCAAAUCCUAAGUGUUUCAUUCAAUAAAGUUACAACUAAGAAUGAAGAAUAUCAUUAUGGUUAUAAUUUCACAUUUAAUACAACUUACACGGGCCUGAACACUUCAAUACUGACCUUUAAUCUUAAUCACUCUGAGAGUGUACAUAUUGAGUGUGCAAAUGGACAGAAGACUGAUAAAAUGAACACAACAAUUACUGAUUUAGGUUAUUAUGCAAAAGCACCGACAAACUUAACAACAACUUCAAUGCAAGUGGAGUUACUUUACAAUGGGAGGACACUGGGAAUAACUGUACUUCUACUGUGUAUCAAGUGACUGUUAUUAGUUGUUCAUGUACAUCAACCAGUGUAUUGACGUAUAAUACUAGCAACACAGCUUUACAUAUAAA